AUGGCUACCAAGAUCCGACUUAUCCCCAACCUGAACUACAAGAGGUCGGGCACAAAGUCCUACGUGCACCUCUUGCGCAAGUACCGCUUCAAUACAACCAAAGAAGGCCCUUACUUCUUCGCUCCUACCCUUCACCAGGCACAUGUGCGGCGGGCGCUGAAGAAGCGCACGGUGGGCACUGACCAGGUCGGUGAAGUUAGUGCCGAGGACGUGCAGAACGAUUCAGAGUACCUGGCUCAAGUGAGCAUUGGUACCCCGGGGCAGACUGUGAGUCUGGACUUUGACACUGGCUCAGCGGACUUGUGGGUCUGGUCCACUAAGCUCCCCUCUGCCACCAUUUCCGAGUAUGGCAAGAGCCACAAUGUCUUCGACCCGUCCAAGUCGAGCACUUUCAAGGAGAAAGAUGGUUACACGUGGCAGAUCUCGUACGGCGACGGCUCCUCUGCGUCGGGUACGGUCGGCACCGACAACGUGGAUAUCGGCGGCAUCACCAUCAAGAACCAAGCCGUCGAGCUGGCCGAGAAGAUGUCGACCGAGUUCGCCCAGGGUGCCGGUGACGGGCUGCUGGGGUUGGCGUUUGGCAGCAUCAACACCGUCCAGCCCGAGGCCGUCAAGACGCCCGUCGAGAGCAUGAUCGCGCAGGAUGACAUUCCGGACUCGUCUGCUCUGUUCACGGCCAAGCUGGGCUCGUGGCGGGAUGCCAACGAGCCCGACAAGGGCGAGUCCUUCUAUACCUUUGGGUUCAUCGACGAAGCCACCGUGCAGUCGUCCGGGCAGGAGAUUUCCUACACCUCUAUCGACAACAGCGAGGGGUUCUGGAUGUUUGAAUCUACUUCCGCCACGGUCAAUGGGAAGACAAUCACUCGCUCCGGAAACAAGGCGAUCGCCGACACUGGCACGACGCUGGCGCUGGUAGACGAUGAAACCUGCCAGGCUAUUUACGAUGCUAUCCCGGGCGCGUACUAUGACAACGAGACCCAAGGUUAUAUCUAUCCCUCCGAUACCACAGAGGACAACCUUCCCGUUGUUUCAUUUGCUGUCGGCGACAAGCAGUUCGUCGUGCAGAAGGAGGAUCUCGGUUUCGCCGAAGCCAAGACUGGAUAUGUCUAUGGUGGAAUCCAGAGCCGUGGUGAUAUGACCUUUGACAUCCUGGGAGACACCUUCUUGAAGGGUAUCUAUGCCGUUUUCGAUGUCGGCAACCUUCGCUUCGGAGCUGUCCAACGCAAGGAGCUGCAGCAGAACCUUACCGUGCCCUCUGAGUAA
Aspergillus aculeatus ATCC 16872 is the source of this 1263-nucleotide messenger RNA. RefSeq names its product pepsin-like aspartic protease. The record is from RefSeq and is a predicted model, not a curated record. The coding region runs from base 1 to 1263 and encodes 420 amino acids. Gene Ontology annotation, biological process: proteolysis. NCBI's taxonomy places the organism in Eukaryota, Fungi, Ascomycota, Eurotiomycetes, Eurotiales, Aspergillaceae. Gene Ontology annotation, molecular function: aspartic-type endopeptidase activity. The transcript is spliced from 4 exons.